This is a messenger RNA of Cuscuta europaea, 1960 nucleotides long. The record is from the annotation of a GenBank genome assembly. NCBI's taxonomy places the organism in Eukaryota, Viridiplantae, Streptophyta, Magnoliopsida, Solanales, Convolvulaceae.
AAAAGAAAUGAAAAAAAUACUAAGCUUCAACAAAGAAAGGAUUUUUAAUAUAGUGAGACAAUCCUUUCCCUUAGACCGUAAGGAAACUGAGACUCUGUAGUUGUAGUCUCAGUCUUGUCUUCUUGUUGGAACCUUUACAAAUUCUCAUCAUCAUUUCGCAGUAAACGUAAGUUUGAAUAGCCUUACCAAUUCCCUGCAACCACGAGCUGACCGAGGCUAGAUUUCGGAUGGAUUCCUUCUUUAACAGAGGCUUCAAAGCUUCCAAAUGUAAAACUUUGCUGAAGCUGACAAUUCCUAGGAUAAAGCUGUUGAGAAACCGUAGAGAGGUUCAACUGAAACAGAUGAGGAAAGAAAUCGCCAAGCUUCUGGAAACUGGUCAGGAAGCCACAGCUCGGAUUCGGGUGGAGCAUAUUAUUAGAGAAGAGAAAAUGGUUGCUGCACAGGAGAUAAUUGAGCUAUUUUGUGAACUCAUAGCUGUUCGUCUUCCUAUAAUUGAGGCACAAAGGGAGUGUCCUCUGGAUCUGAAAGAAUCCAUUUCUAGUAUAUGUUUCGCUGCACCAAGAUGUGCAGAUCUCCCAGAACUGCUACAGGUUCAAAUGGCAUUUGCUGGUAAAUAUGGAAAAGAAUUUGUUGCUGCUGCCACGGAGUUAAGGCCCGAAUGUGGUGUCAAUCGACAGUUGAUAGACCAGCUAUCUAUUCGUGCUCCUGCUCCUGAAUUGAAACUGAAGAUUCUGAAAGAAAUUGCUGAGGAGCAUGGACUAGAGUGGGACCCAAGUGGGACAGAAUCUGAAUUGUUGAAGCCGCAUGAAGACUUGCUUCAUGGACCAACCCAAUUUAUGAGCGGGUCUAAGCUGCCUCUUCCUGAAGAGAAACAUAGUGAUGAACCACUAAUGCAAUCCGCUUCUGGAUUCGUGGACAAACGCUCUGAUUCUGAUAUUGAUGAUGAUGAUUAUGACAUAUUAGAUUUACCAGAAGUCCCUAGACAACAGCCAAACACAACAGCUUCCAUCUCAACCCCAGAAAUGCUUCCCUUUCCUGCCUCUGCAUUAUCUGAUUUCGACCGCAGAGCAGAAAAUUUGCCUUCACCACCAGACAUGGAGGAGCGUGAGGAAGUCUUCCCACCACAAAGGUCUGCUGCUGCCAAGGAGAGCAUAUCAUCUAAUUUCUCACACAUUCUCAAGGAAGAUAAGCCAUCAAUGGCUCCUCCCCAUUCUACAUAUUUAAAACAAAGUGAAACAUCCAAUAUAGAUUUAGAGGAUGUGUUGGCUGCAGCUCAGGCAGCAGCUGAAACGGCUGAACGUGCGGCGGCAGCUGCUCGGUCAGUGGCUAGUCUUGCGCAGCUCAGAAUUAGUGAGUUUUCGAAGAAAAAGAGUGACGAUUGCUUUGAACAGCCUCAUUCGGAACAUGAAAGCCCCUUGGAGACCCAUGAAUGGCAAGAAAAACUUGGCUCUCCUCCAUCUAAUAACAACAAUCAACCUCAGAGAUUGCCAUCAAUGGAAGAUGAGACAUACUUCUCUUACCCGAACCUGUUUAAUUCCAAAACCCCUCAUGGACAGUGAGCCAACCCACAUAGCCACCACCAACCUUCUCCCCCCCCCCCCCCCCCCCCCCCCCCCCCGGGCAUUGGGUCUUUGUCUUACCAUGAUGACCCCUAGUGUGUAUUUGGCAACUAUAGUACAAUGUGAUUUGAUUUUCCAAAUGAGCUGUGUUCAUGUAAAAGUGCCUCGCUUGUUUACAGUUAGCUUUUUUUUCCUCCUACCGAUAUGCAAAUAAGAUAUUUUCUAUUCAACACUAAGCUUAACGCAAGCUUUGUGUUUUCAUGUUUUAACUUUGAAGUUCAGCCUGAUGUGAAAGAGCAAAUUACUCUUGGCUCCCCUUCCCCCCAAAGGAUAGAUCAUUUUCUUUAGUAUCCUCGAGUUGAUGUAUUUUUCUGUGAUCAUUCUUAUUAUUCAUAGAAAAG